This is a messenger RNA of Dentiscutata erythropus, 160 nucleotides long. The record is from the annotation of a GenBank genome assembly. NCBI's taxonomy places the organism in Eukaryota, Fungi, Glomeromycota, Glomeromycetes, Diversisporales, Gigasporaceae.
AUGGAGGAAAUCCCACUAAACGAUCCUACCUACUUCACCCUUGAUCGCGACUGGUCAUUAUUAAGUUUCUUAUUAUACCGACAACAAUGCGAUGAUUUCACAGCUAAUAAAUGUGGUGAACACAAACGAUAUAUUCGCAACCUCUCAGCCAUCGUUGAAA